Messenger RNA from Onychostruthus taczanowskii (white-rumped snowfinch), 3728 nucleotides. It is a transcript of the gene LRRN2, whose product is annotated as leucine rich repeat neuronal 2. The record is from RefSeq and is a predicted model, not a curated record. Gene Ontology annotation, molecular function: protein binding. Bases 1701 to 3728 code for a protein of 675 amino acids. The transcript has a single exon. NCBI's taxonomy places the organism in Eukaryota, Metazoa, Chordata, Aves, Passeriformes, Passeridae.
AUUUUUUUUAUAUUUUUCCUUUUUCCCUGCAUUUAUUUCUCAUGAAUUUUAGUUUCCCCAAAUCCACCAUUUUCCCACAAGUUCCCAUCCUGUGACUCACACAAACCCCUGGAUUAUCCCGUAUCCAAGAUUCCUCCCAGCCAUCCAUGCUGCAACCCUGCCCCGUGCUGGGAAAAACGAGAUCAAAUCCAAUUAUGGAUAAAACCAGCAGAGCUGGGGGGCUUUUCCCUGGAAAAUCAGGGUUGGAACCAGGCAGCUUUUCCAGCCUUUCCUUCACACCUCUAAGAAAAGAAACAAAACUCCCCCAAAUUCCUCCAUAAUUUUUUUUUUAAAGGAGAAAAGAUUCCCGAGAUAUUUGAACAGCUGGAAAUUUUACAUACCCGAAAACGCCGGAGCACUUAAAAGGAAAGGUGUGGAUCCAUCAGAGGGAAGCGGGAAUCGAUGGAUCCAUCCUUUCCUUUCAUGCUGGUUCUGCAGGAGCUGCUUUAAAAGCAGCGGGGAAGGAGGGAAAAGAGCGGGAUCGAUCCAGGAGGAGUCGAUGGGGAAUAAACUCGGCUCAGGAGCCCUUUCCAGGGAGAGCACGGCGGAGAUAAAACCAAAACUUUGCCUUUCUCGCUCUUUUAAUGUUUUUUGUUUUGGUUUUUUGGGUUUUUGAGAGGCUUUUAAAGGAAGAAAAGGUUGGACUGGGGUCAGCGCGGGGCGGGAGAGCUGGAGGAAAUCAUGGAAUCAAAGGCUGGAUUGGGAGAGGAGCAGGAGAUGCUGGGGGGUUCAAACCUGUCCCAGAUCCCCCCUGAGAAUUCCCGGUGUUUGGGGAUGAUUUUCCCUAAGGAAUAUCCCACUGGAGGGCUGCAAAAGGGGCUGGAGCUCCUGGGUGGGGGAAGCUGGAGCUGGGAGGAUGAGGAGCAGGGAGCAGAGCCUGCAGGAAGAUUAUUCCCAUGGAUAAUAAUUAUUCCCAAGUCCCACAGCUCUGGUUCUGCUCAGCCACAGAUCCAGAAGCUGCUGCGGGUCCUGGGCAGAUUCCAUGGGAUAAUUCCUCCCAGAUUUUCUGGGAUGAGAGGGCACAGAAAAUGCCAUGGAUAUAAGGUGGAAAUCAUGGAUUUGUUUCGGGGAUCCUGGGAAGAUUCCAUGGGAUAAUUCCACUCAGAUCCCACGGGAUGGGAGGACACAGUUCAAUCAGGGAUAUAAAGUGGAAUUCAUGGAUUUGUUUGGAGGGUCCUGGGCAGAUUCCAUGGGAUAAUUCCACCCAGAUUCUCAGGGAUGGGAGGGCUCAGUGAAUGCCAUGGAUAUAAAAUGGAAUUCAUGGAUUUGCUGGGCAGUUUUGAGGGCACUGGGGGUCCCGGGCAGAGUCCUGGGGGUGCCAUCCUCAGGUUUUUACCUCCCCAACCUGCCCCUUGUUCUCCACGAACCCAACCCCUCCUCUAACCCAACUCUGUAAUUUUUCCAGGAAUGACCUCGAGGAGGAGCCCAGAAGAUGCAGCCGAGCAUGAGAACGACUCCUUUGGGGGGGAAGAAGAGGCCCAGCUCUGACUGAGGUGCCCCCAGCACUUUGAGCUCCCAUUUUGGGGGCACCAGGCCGGGGCCGACGCUCCCAGGGGCUCGCAUGGAUCAUCCCCCACCACGGGCGCCGUCCCCACCUCACCAUCACUGCUGUCACCCCGUGGCCAGCUCUGGAUGCUCCCUGUGACCUUCUCCAGCCCAAAAUGAGAGGCCUCCAGGCCAGCUGCCUGCUGCUGUGCGUGGUGGCGGCCAGCGCCACGCCCACGGUGCCCUGGCGGGUGGCGUGUCCCCCGCGCUGCGUGUGCCAGAUCCGGCCCUGGUACACGCCCCGCUCCGCCUACCGCGAGGCGGCCACGGUGGACUGCAACGACCUCUUCAUCACCUCGGUGCCCCCCGGGCUGCCCGAGGGCACCCAGACCCUGCUGCUGCAGAGCAACAACAUCGCCAGGCUGGAGCAGGGCGAGCUGGGCUACCUGCGGAACCUGUCGGAGCUGGAUCUGUCGCAGAACAGCUUCUCCGACGUCUGGGAUUUCGGGCUCAGGAACAUGCCCCAGCUGCUCAGCCUGCACCUGGAGGAGAACCAGCUCUCCGAGCUGCCCGACAGCAGCUUCCCGGGCUUGGGGAACCUGCAGGAGCUCUACCUGAACCACAACCGGCUCCGCAGCAUCGGCCCCCGCGCCUUCGCCGGCCUGGGCAGCCUCCUGCGGCUCCACCUCAACUCCAACCUGCUGAGGACGCUGGACAGCCGCUGGUUCCAGAUGCUGCCCAGCCUGGAGAUCCUCAUGGUCGGGGGGAACAAGGUGGACGCCAUCCUGGACAUGAAUUUCCGGCCCCUGGGCAACCUGCGGAGCUUGGUGCUGGCCGGGAUGCAGCUGCGGGAGAUCUCGGAUUACGCCCUGGAAGGGCUGAGGAGCCUGGAGAGCCUGUCCUUCUACGACAACAAGCUGGCAGAUGUCCCCAAGAGGGCUCUGCAGCAGGUGCCCGGCCUGAAAUUCCUGGAUCUGAACAAGAACCCGCUGCAGAGGGUCAAGCAGAGCGACUUCACCAACAUGCUGCACCUCAAGGAGCUGGGCCUCAACAACAUGGACGAGCUGGUGUCCAUCGACCAGUUCGCCCUCAUCAACCUCCCCGAGCUGACCAAGCUGGACGUCACCAACAACCCCAAGCUGUCCUUCAUCCACCCCAAGGCCUUCCAGCACCUUCCGCAGCUGGAGACGCUGAUGCUCAACAACAAUGCCCUAAGUGCCUUGCACCGGCAGACGGUGGAGUCGCUGCCCAACCUGCAGGAGAUCAGCAUCCACGGCAACCCGCUGCGCUGCGACUGCGUCAUCCGCUGGGUCAACAGCACGCGGCCCCGCGUGCGCUUCAUCGAGCCCCAGUCCACGCUCUGCGCCGAGCCCCCCGACCUCCAGCGCCGCCACAUCCGCGACGUCCCCUUCCGGGAGAUGACGGAGCAGUGCCUGCCGCUCAUCUCCGCCCGCAGCAUCCCGGCGCGCCUGGAGGCCGAGGUCGGCGACGACGUGGCCCUGCACUGCCGGGCGCUGGCGGAGCCGGAGCCGGAGAUUUACUGGGUGACGCCGGCCGGGGCGAAGCUGCUGCCGUUCGGGGACGACGGGAAGUUCAAGGUGCACUCGGAGGGGACGCUGGAGAUCCGCGGGAUCGCGGCGCGCGAGGCCGGGCUCUACACGUGCGUGGCUCACAACCUGCUGGGCGCCGACACCCGCGGCGUCCGCGUGCUGGUCAACCGCUCCUUCCCGCUGGGCCAGGCCGAGCUGGAGCUGCUGGUGGUGGACGUCCAGCCCCAUCACGUCCUGCUGGCCUGGCGGCCGUGCCUCAACGCCGUCUCCUCCAACCUCACCUGGGCCAGCCCGGCGCUGGGCUGGCGGCUGGGCGCGGCGCGGAUCCCGGCGGGCACCCACAGCUUCAACGUCACCCGGCUGCGCCCCGACACCGAGUACCGGGCGUGUCUGCACGUCACCUUGGUGGCGUCGCCGGUCAGGGUGGCUUGUGUGACCACCAGGACUAAAGAGGCCAGCCAAGGGGUGCCGUGGGGACAGGGGACGCUGGUGACGGCGCUGCUGCUGUGCCUGCUGCUCCUGGGGGCGGCGGCGCGUGCCGGAUCCCGGCGGGAAUCGCUCCGUGGGGCCGGGGCCGUGCGCGUGGUUUAUCCUGUGCAGCCCCGGGGACAGCUCCUGGCCGUGGAGGUGCAGGCAGCACCCCUGGAGUGCUGA